CGGAAAGAGGCGCGCCCGGCUUCCGGCCCGGAAGAGGCGGUGCGACCGAGGCCCCGUCGGGCCAGUCGCGCCGCUUCCGCCGGACUAGUCCCAGCCAAUCCGGCUCAUCUGAGCCAAUCACGGCGCGCGCCGCGGGCGCCGGCCCAUUGCAGCCAAUGGGAGGUCCGGGCGGCCCGGCUGCGCUGGGGGUGGUGGCGGAGGCGGGAAACGCGGCGAUGGCGGGCAGGCGCGGCGCUCUCAUCGUGCUGGAGGGUGUGGACCGUGCGGGGAAGAGCACGCAGAGCCGCAAGCUGGUGGACGCGCUUUGCGCCGCGGGCCACUGCGCCGAGCUGCUGCGCUUCCCGGAAAGAUCAACUGAGAUUGGCAAGCUUCUGAGUUCCUACUUGGAAAAGAAAAGCGAGGUAACACACAUGUCAUCGGAGGUGUUUUGUUUUAACGUGAAUGAAUGGGACCCUACCGUACAGAUUACCUCACGGCUGGCUUCCUGAGGCCGCCUCCCGAUCUGCACUCUUCCUCUUCUCUCCCGUCCCAGCGGCCUGCUCUCCGGAAAGGCUGCCCCACCUUGGACUGAGGGAUGCCAGUGGACGGACGUUCAGGUGGUUGUGCCUUGUUCCCUCUCACAGGCCGCUAAUUAAGGAGAAGCUGAGCCAGGGCAUCACCCUGGUCGUGGACAGGUACGCCUUUUCUGGGGUCGCCUUCACCAGCGCCAAGGAGAAUUUCUCCCUGGACUGGUGCAAGCAGCCAGACGUGGGCCUCCCCAAACCGGACCUGGUUGUGUUCCUGCAGCUGCAGCUGGCAGAGGCCGCCGCGAGGGGCGAGUUCGGCCGUGAACGCUACGAGAGCAGCCCUUUCCAGCAGCGGGCCCUGCAGUGCUUCCAGCAGCUCCUGGGAGACUCCAGUCUGCCCUGGAAGGUGGGGCAGCCAGCUAUCGGGACGAAGCCCAUCGUACCAGGGAGAGGAGUCGGACCCGAGUUGGGCUCCCGGCAGAACCUGCGGUACAGGCAGUCGACGCCUCCAGGAGCAUCGAGGACGUCCACCGGGAAAUCCGCGUGCUGUCUGAGGGUGCUAUCCGGGCCGCUGCACACAGGCCGCUGGGGCAGCUGUGGACCUAGAGGGACGGGACCCCCGUCUGCCGCAAGGCAGGAGCCGCGUGUGCACAGUGUCGGGGGGGGGGGGGGGCGAAGCGGGACCCCCCAGGGAGUGGCCUGCGGGGAAGCCUCUCCUGCCCUCACCUGUGCCCCGAAGAUACUAAUAAAUUAGUUAUUGUGUUUCGCUUA
This is a messenger RNA of Lagenorhynchus albirostris (white-beaked dolphin), 1277 nucleotides long. It is a transcript of the gene DTYMK, whose product is annotated as deoxythymidylate kinase. The transcript is spliced from 7 exons. Gene Ontology annotation, molecular function: ATP binding; dTMP kinase activity. Lineage: Eukaryota; Metazoa; Chordata; Mammalia; Artiodactyla; Delphinidae. The record is from RefSeq and is a predicted model, not a curated record. Gene Ontology annotation, cellular component: nucleus; cytoplasm; mitochondrion. Bases 442 to 1260 code for a protein of 272 amino acids. Gene Ontology annotation, biological process: dUDP biosynthetic process; dTTP biosynthetic process; dTDP biosynthetic process.